This is a messenger RNA of Periconia digitata, 1566 nucleotides long. Lineage: Eukaryota; Fungi; Ascomycota; Dothideomycetes; Pleosporales; Periconiaceae. The record is from the annotation of a GenBank genome assembly.
CAGUAUCAUUGCUCUUCACCGCCUACAUUCACACUCGUGUCACUAACGUCUUCACGACUUUCAUUUCCAGAGUCGAGAAUGGCGAAACUGGACGAGACAUACCGCCAAUACCUGGCUAUUUCCAUACAAAAGGAACUCUGCAAUCUACUAUCCCUAGAAGCAGAGGUAUAUCUGCCUGGUUCGGAACGCUUCGAAGAUUCGCAGUUCCGGUUUACCGAAUAUGGUCGUCCGACAUUCAUUGCGGCUGUAUAUCCCAAAACAUAUCUUGAUGUGGCCAAUAGCAUCCGCUACGCACACACACGCGGGAUCCCGUGCACUGCGAAAGGCGGCGGUCACUGCGUCUCUAGCUCGAUGCAGACGCUUCAAGAUGGUAUAGUAAUCGACUUGCAGCCACUCAAGGAAAUGAACUACGACGAGAAAAAUCAGGAAGUCACAGCGGGUGGUGGGGUUCUGAGCGGCGAAUUCCUAGACUAUAUUCAUGGCUUCAACAUGGAGACGAACGUCGGCUCGUGCCCCACGACUGGCUUGAUGGGUGUCGCCAUUGGAGGGGGCAUUGGUCGUCUUCAAGGCAAGUAUGGGUACCUAAGCGAUAACAUAACUUCAUGUAAGAUUGCUUUGGCAGAUGGUAGCAUAGUUGAAGCGUCAGCAACAAACAAUCCCGAUCUCUUCUGGGGCGUUUGCGGUGCUGGCCAUAACUUUGGUAUCGUAGUAGAGGCAACCUUCAAAGUUUAUCCCCAACAACAUGGCGGCCUUCACCAUAACUGGGAUUUCGAGUUCCAAGUAGGCCAGGCUAGGGCUGUGUUUGAGGUUCUGAACCGCUGGGUCGGCAAGAUGGUUCCAAAUCUGGCAGUCUUUGUUCUAUGGAAACGUGUUGCUGCUUCUGGAGCCAAGAACGUUAUCUUGGUAAAUGCCGUAUGGUCUGGCCCACUUGACGAGGCCGAUGAAUACAUCUCGCAGCUCCACGCCAUCUCCCCCAUUGUUCCUUCCGCAGUUCAGACAGUAGAAUGGCCUGAACUAUCUUGGAUAGCUCUACAAGGCAUUAACAGGACGUAUCUUGGUAGUCCCGAGUCCUGGAACCUCUAUCCCUAUAAGCUUUUCGCUGCCGCCAGCGCCAAAACGUUCGACAUUGACACUAUGUGCGAUAUUUUCCAGGCUCUGGAGAGUAUGACAGCCGACGACAACCUGCGCGCACUGGCAAUGUUUGAAGUCUUUUCCCAUCACCGCGCGCAGGAGAUCCCGGAUGACGCGACAGCUUUUCCAUGGAGACAUGGCUCAGACAUCUUCCAAAUGUUGCAAGUCUCCAUCAAAGAUCCUAAAAAAAGUGACGCCUGUGCCGAGUGGCUUAACCAAUGGAAACGUACGAUGAUCGCAAAGUCAGGAUACCCGCGCCUGCAGCAGUACGCAAACUACGGUCACGGAACAAACCAGAAGGAUCCUGUGGAAGCACUCUAUGGAUAUGAUAAGUGGCGGAUGAAGAGACUUCGGGGACUGAAGGCAAAAUACGACGAGAAAAAUUGGUUCCGCUGGUAUCAACCUAUCAUUGAUCCCACCGACAAGCAUGGCUAG